GGUUCUCACAAAGGAGCAACUGCUACCUGCUUGUCCUCCUUCACCAUGAAUUGGCAGCAUCUGCUGCUAGGAGUUCUUCUAACUGCAGCUGGUGCUAUAGAAACGAUAGCACCUGCUCAGAAGACCAUUUCAAAAGCUGGACCACCAAACAGCCCAAAAACUACAUCUCCAGCAGUGCUGGCAACUACAGGAAAUGCCAAGAUGACUGCAGCUGAGACGACCGACGUACACAUCACAAAUUCAACGGCCUACAGCAACAUGACAUCUGCUCAUGCGAGGAGUAAAACCACGGCUGGCAUGCUCAGCACCCCAGCUGGGCCCACCCUCACGCCUAACCCAUCCCUGGCUGCAACUGGGAAUUAUAGUGUUUCUAAUGGAAGUGCAGACUGCAUUGAAGCCUUAAUUGCACUGACAAUGGUAGUUACAAAAAACAGCAAAACAAAUAAGAUUGGAUAUCUGAAUAUUGAUCCAAAUGUGACCCACACAAGCGGAAGCUGCGGAGACUGGCUAUCGACUCUCAACAUCUCAUUUCACAGGGGCUUCAUACACUUCACUUUCACCAAGCAUGGAAAGAUGUAUUAUGUCAGUGUGAUUGAAGCCAGUUUAAUGGUGCCCUCUGAGGGUGUAUUGGUCCAUGGAAUUCAAAGCGACCAGUUUUUUGUGACUCCAAUUGGGAGUUCCUUUAAGUGCCUCAGCAAACAAACGGUGAACAUAGCCAAUGAUUUCCAGCUGCUGCUUGUGAACUCUCAUCUUCAAGCCUUUGAUAUCACUGGUGACCAGCUUGGGAAAGAAGAAGAAUGUGAUCUUGACAGAAGAAAGAGAUUGAUCCCAGUCACAGUGGGUCUCAGUCUUGCAGGAUUAUUUCUCAUUACGCUUCUCAGCUGUGUGCUCUACUCAAGAAAAUCAUACAGAAGUUAUGAACGAAUUUGAAUCAUUAGCUGCCUGAAGAAUGCAUGCAGCAAGGGAAGGACCAAGGAUAGGAAUCUCCUUGGGGAUGAGGGGAGAGAACCAUCUUGGGGAGAACCAAAGAAUCUACUUUUGCCUGCUUAUUCUGCAGUAGCAGCUCUGGUCACAGAUUAAGUUGUGUAUUUAAAGUUAUUUCCACUUAUGCAUACUUGAAAACUGGCA
Molecule: messenger RNA, 1128 nt
Organism: Hemicordylus capensis (graceful crag lizard)
Lineage: Eukaryota; Metazoa; Chordata; Lepidosauria; Squamata; Cordylidae
Gene: LAMP3
Product: lysosomal associated membrane protein 3
Exons: 6
Coding region: 46-930 (294 amino acids)
Cellular component (GO): membrane
Source: RefSeq, a predicted model, not a curated record